Molecule: messenger RNA, 3446 nt
Organism: Oryzias melastigma (Indian medaka)
Lineage: Eukaryota; Metazoa; Chordata; Actinopteri; Beloniformes; Adrianichthyidae
Product: band 4.1-like protein 3
Exons: 22
Coding region: 74-2746 (890 amino acids)
Biological process (GO): cortical actin cytoskeleton organization
Cellular component (GO): plasma membrane; cytoskeleton
Molecular function (GO): structural molecule activity; actin binding
Source: RefSeq, a predicted model, not a curated record
UAGUUACUUUUGGUUUUAAAAUGUCUUUAGUCUUCAAUGUAACUAUGACAUUUCUGUUUUCAGCCUAUUAAUCAUGGCAACCAACCCAGCUACACUCCAGUUCACAGAGGAGGAGUUUUCCCUGGAAUCUUCUGCCCAUUCUACACCAAAAAAGGGAAGAGAGAGCACACUGGCCCAGUGUCCUGCUCAGAGCUCACUGGCUAAUGAUUCAUGCAGUCAUCUGUCCUCGAGCAGCCACAGCACUCGUUCACCAGCCAGAAACCCAAUGCGCUUCAGGAGCAUGCAAGUCAAAGUGACUCUGCUGGAUGGAUCUCUAUUUACUUGCACUGUUGAGAAACAAGCAAGAGGUCAGCUGCUCUUCCAGAUGGUAUGUGAACACUUGAACUUGCUGGAAAAAGACUACUUUGCUCUGUGGUUCAGAGACGUAGAUGGCAAUAAGAACUGGUUGGAUCCAGCAAAACAGAUGAAGAAGCAGGUCCGAGGUGUUGCCUGGACAUUUGCAUUCAGUGUGAAGUUUUAUCCCCCUGAACCCUCUCAGCUGUCAGAGGAUAUCAGCAGGUACUUUCUGUUUUUGCAGCUACGACAGGAUGUCGUUUCUGGCCAUCUUCCAUGUUCGUUUGCAACCCUGACACUGCUUGGCUCCUUCAGUGUACAGUCAGAGCUUGGAGACUACGACCCUGAUGAAUGCUCUUCAGACUAUGUCAGCGAAAUGUCUUUUGCUCCAAACCAGACCAAAGAAAUGGAGGAGAAAAUCGUGGAGCUGCACAAAACUUACAGAGGGAUGAGUCCAGCUGAAGCCGAGAUGCUCUUCCUGGAAAAUGUAAAGAAGCUCUCCAUGUAUGGGGUAAAUCUUCAUCAGGCAAAGAUGGCAGGAAACCGCUUUGACUGCCUUUCUAUGACUCACUCAGAGGACUCUGAGGGCGUGACCAUCAUGCUGGGCGUGUGCAGCAGUGGCCUUCUUGUCUACAGAGACAGACUAAGAAUCAACAGAUUCUCAUGGUCUAAGAUCCUGAAGAUUUCAUACAAAAGGAACAACUUUUUCAUCAAAAUCCGACCAGAAGAGUUUGACCAGUUUGAGUCUAUAAUUGGCUUUAAGCUGCUGAACCAUAGAGCAGCAAAGAGAUUGUGGAAGGUUUGUGUGGAACAUCACUCCUUCUUCAGGUUGGUGUCUCCUGAGGAGCCUCCUAAGAAGUUUCUUACUCUGGGAUCAAAGUUUCAUUACAGUGGGCGGACCCAGAUUCAAACUCGCAGAGCCAGUGCCCAGAUAUCCAGAGUUCCACCUAAUUUUCCACGAUGUAUGAGCAAGAGAAAUAUUCUUAGCCGCAGUUUGGAUGGAGAUAUGGGCUUGCGACAGUAUGAAACGGCACUUGCUGUCAGAGACCUCAACCCUACUGCUAAACCAGAGAGGAAGAUGGAGGAGAGCAGGCUUGAAGCUGGUGAGAGACUGAGGAAUCACAUAGCAGCAAAGGAGUUUUUGGUGGAACAGCAGAUGGAGAAUGAAGCAAAGCAGCAGGUAGAAGAUUUGGUAGAGGAGGCCAGAACAAGAGAAGUUUCUCUGCAGAGUCCUUUGACCCCUCAGAAACAUGACACAAAAAAUGAGCUGACUGACACCACCUUGGAUGGAGAUCUUACAGCUACAGAGUCUGACAGGGAUGAAGACUUAAAGACUCAAGAGACCUUAGAGAGUCCUAUGGAGGAACAGAAACCUCAAACCACCAUUAGUGCCCUGCGGCGCUCCUUUUUAGAAAAAGGAGGUGGAGAUAAAGGAAUGACAGAAUGGGACAAGCGCUUGACCUCAUCGCCUUUCAACUGUAUGGAUGACUACCCAAUGAUUGAACCGUUGGAGUUUGAUCAGCCAAAAACAGCAUUUGAUGAUAUGUCACCUGAGUUGACCGCUCUGAUGAAGCCAACCAGGGAGCAGGAGACUUUUAGAGACUACAACCUGCUUCAGACUUUGGAGAAGGAGGAAACUGUCUUCCUGCUGACAGAGACAUGUGAUCUGGACCAACAAAUAGCAGAAAAGCCCCAGGUAGCAACAAGUUCUAUGUGCGAGCCACAGAUUAACCCAUUCUCACCAGGAUUAGACGUAAUGCGCACAGCAGAUGUAGUGCAACAAUUUGUUUAUGACAGCAGCAAGGCUAAUGAUACAAAUACAGACAACAUUCCAGGAUAUAAGUCUGAGAUCAGAGAUGAUGAGUUUAGCCCGCAAGUUAGCAGUGACAGUGACAGAAGUGAGGCUAGCGAAGAUGCCAUCAGUGUUUUAGCACAGAUAGCAGUAGAGGAGAUGGCAGAGGUUGCAGUCAGACAAGCUAAAAAGACUCAGAAAAGGAUAGAUGCUAACCGUGCAGCUGACCCUGAGCAAGAGUGUACCGAAGAGACUGCAGUACCCGGCAGACCCUGUUCAGUCCUGAGCUUUUUUCCUGAGGAAGAUCUGCAUCUCAAUGACAGAGAAGACUCUGUUGACUCGAAUGAUGAAGGAGCGUGGAGGUCUGAAGACUUCCCUUCUUCCCCUGUCCAUCACCUCACCUCCUGGGACACUCCCCAUGAGACACAAGACCUGAUGAACAGAAACAACAAACGGGACGAAUCUGAACCUUUGCAGCCGAUACAUACGAAUGUCCCUACCAUGAAGGAACCUUCCUUGUUUAAAGCUUCACAGACAUUGAAAGGAGGGGUUUCAGAAGCAAGAAUCGAGAAGAGAAUUGUGAUCUCUGGAGACACAGAAACGGACCGUGACAAGGAGUGAAUCUCUGCUGCACCAUGGAUGAAAUCCAAACCACCAAACAGGCUUCGUCCAAAACCAUCUAAUGGACCCCAUAGAAACUAAGGAUUAACAUGUGCAUGUUGUUUAAUAUUUCAAGCACAAAGAAAUGUACACAUACACAGACGCACACAGACACACACACACACAACUCAAAUAGGACAAUUACUAAGGAUGUUCCGAUCCGAUCACAUGAUCGGAAAUUAGGCCCGAUCACGUGGUUGAAGACUCGAUCGAAAUCGGGCUCCGUUGUCUGAUCAGGAUCGGAUAUUUCAUUUGUUCUUAUUAUGAUCAGCACUUUAUAUUUAAAUUUAUUAUUCCGGAUAAAUACUCCACUAGUCUGCAUGUCAUGAACAGAUCACAAAAUGUUAUUCCCAGAAAUCGCAGCAGAAAACGGCAACAGUUCAAGCAGAAGACUGAUGUAAACAGUUCAAAAAAGCUAGGUAGCCAAUAACGGAUUCAGACUUCUGAGAUCAAUAACUCUUUUAAAAACACUUUAAACUGACAGCUAGUGUCUCUAAACAACAACCUCUAAAGGCAUUUCAGCAGAAAAAGACAGAGUUUUGUUUCUUUUUAAUGUGAAGCUCUUCGUACUGCAGAAAGAUGGCUAAACAACAACUGCUAACUGCUACAUGCUAGUUCUGUGAUUUAACUCCUUAGGACCCGAGCUAUUCUUUGAUAUGCC